This is a messenger RNA of Fusarium proliferatum ET1, 1176 nucleotides long. Its product is annotated as putative aspartate aminotransferase, cytoplasmic. Bases 1 to 1176 code for a protein of 391 amino acids. Lineage: Eukaryota; Fungi; Ascomycota; Sordariomycetes; Hypocreales; Nectriaceae. The record is from RefSeq and is a predicted model, not a curated record. Gene Ontology annotation, biological process: L-aspartate biosynthetic process. Gene Ontology annotation, molecular function: pyridoxal phosphate binding; L-aspartate:2-oxoglutarate transaminase activity. Gene Ontology annotation, cellular component: cytosol. The transcript is spliced from 5 exons.
AUGUCGCACCUUUCCGGAAUUCCACCCGCGAAUCCAGACGCGGCCUUUUCUCUCAUAGCCAGCUUCAAAGCGGACACGGCUGAGCACAAGGCUGACUUGUGUCCGGGGUUCUAUCGUGAUAAUAACGCACAACCAUGGAUCCUUCCUUCUGUUGCCCUGGCAAAGGAACAAAUACAUGCCGACCCAAAUCUCAAUCAUGAGCACCUACCUCUUGUCGGUCAUCCAGAGUUUCUCCUUGGCUCGCAGAAGCUGAUCUUUGGCGAAACGCGAGAUCUAAAGCGUGUAGCUUCGAUUCAGACAGUCUCUGGUACAGGAGCCAACCAUAUGGCUGCCCUGUUCCUCGCUGCCAACCUCAAACCAAAGAGAGUCUGGAUCUCAAACCCAAGCUGGAUCAAUCACACAGAAAUUUGGAAGCUUGUUGGCCCAGACAUUGAACAACGGUUCUACCCUUAUUAUGAUGAGACACAUCACCAAGUGGACUUUGAAGCAAUGGCACAGACCUUGCGCAAGGAGGCUUGUGAUGGAGACGUCAUUAUCCUACACGCAUGCGCUCACAAUCCCACUGGAGCAGAUCUCACCCGACAGCAGUGGGAGACUGUCGCUGAUAUCUGCAAGGGCUUUGCAUCUGGAGACCUGGAUCAGGACGCCUCUGCAAUAACUCACUUCUAUGAUAGAUCCGACCUAGAAUUCGCAGUGGCGCAGUCCUUCUCGAAGAACUUCGGCUUAUAUGGAGAACGAGUAGGAGCUCUUCACCUGGUUGUGCUCGAGACCGAGACUGCGGCGAAGGUUACCGCUCUCCUGACACAGCUUUCGCGAGCUGAGAUAACUUCUUGUCCUUCGUAUGGUGCAAGAAUUGUAGCCAAGAUUUUGAGUAGCCCGACUCUCUUUGACCAAUGGCAACAAGACUUGGUCACGAUGAGUGAGCGGAUGAAGGGUAUGCGAAAGGCGUUGUAUCAGGAGCUACAACGUAGAUCAGUGAGGGGGUCAUGGGAGCACUUACUUACAGACAUUGGCAUGUUUUCUAUGACAGGACUUACCCGCGAUCAGGUCUAUGAGCUCAAAACGAAGCAUCAUAUUUACCUGCUUCCAUCUGGCAGGUUAUCCAUAACUGGAUUGACAAGCAGCAAUAUAAAUUUUGUUGCACAAGGCUUCCUUUCUGUCUUAGGCACGAACUAG